GUAAACGAGUAAAGAAAAAAACACAUUUUCUGUGCAAUAAUAAUAAAAAAAAGUGAAGCAAGGCACUUCUAGAAAAAUCUUUGGAAACUUGCGAAAUUUUAAACAUUUUUCGCCGCCGCCGCCGAUUAGAUAAUAAUUUUGCGACCGAAUUAAAUUAUUCGGAAAUAAUCCAAAAAAUAAAUUUUCAGGAUUGCAAUCAGUGUUUAUCUGACUGUCGAAACGCAAGGAGCCAGAAAAGCCAGAAAUUUACAUCCCGGUGUUUCGUCUAAUCAGCUAAGAGUUUAAGAGAGAAAGAGAGAGAGAGAGAGAAAGAUAAAACUUCCCAAGUGUUCCAUUUAUUAAAAAAACAUCAAAAAAAGGUUAAAAAGUGAUAAAAAUCUCAAAAGUGAAUCAAGUGAAGAUUUUUUUUCUUAUCAGUAAUUAAAAAAAAAUUAUUAAAACGUCAUCGACAUACGGAAAAAAAUUAUAAAAAAAAUAUAAUUCAAAAAAUUAAACAUUACAUAACCUCAAAAUCGGUAAAAUUUUAUCUGUAAUACUCUCACGUACACGCGUAUGUCACAGAACUUGAGAGAUAUAAGCGCCAAGAUAUUUCAGUAAGAAGGAGCAUACCAUUGAAACGAGAGACAACACGAGAUACACUAAUUAUUCCUAUAUUUAUGACGAUCAACUUAAAAAAAGGGAAAGUUUGAUGAUCUAAAAAAACGAUAAAAAAAAAGUGCAUUAAAGUGACAUUGUUGUUGUUAUAUCACACAAAAUAUCAACAAAAACAACGAAAAAAAAGUAAAAAAAAAAUAACGAGAAGGGAGUAAAAAGUGAGAAUUACUAAAAAAUUAAUCAAGUAGGAUAAAACAAAACAAAAACACACAAAAAUGGCCUUAAUCAUGAAAUACAUAGACAGAAUGCACCAUUAUAUGGACACAUAUGGAGAUCCCCGAACCAAAGACUGGCCAUUAAUGUCGUCACCAUUCCCCACAUUAGCGAUCUGCUUAACCUAUGUAUAUAUUGUUAAAGUAUUGGGCCCUCGACUUAUGGAAAAUCGAAAGCCAUUCCAGCUAAAAAACACAUUAAUAGUUUAUAAUUUCCUCCAAGUUGUCUUUAGUUCAUGGUUAUUUUAUGAGAUAGGAACUUCCGGUUGGUUAACCGGCCGUUAUAGUUAUCGAUGUCAACCAGUUGAUUAUAGUAAUCACCCUAAAACAUUGAGGAUGGUGCACGCUUGCUGGUGGUAUUACUUCUCGAAAUUCACUGAGUUCUUCGACACAAUUUUCUUCGUUAUGCGGAAAAAGACAAGUCAGGUAUCGACACUUCACGUCAUUCAUCACGGAUGCAUGCCAAUGUCCGUAUGGUUUGGAGUUAAAUUCACCCCAGGCGGUCACAGCACAUUCUUCGGUCUCUUGAACACAUUUGUACACAUUGUUAUGUAUAGUUAUUAUCUAUUCGCUGCCAUGGGUCCCCAAUUCCAAAAGUAUUUAUGGUGGAAAAAGUAUUUGACAUCAUUGCAAAUGGUGCAAUUCAUUUUGAUCAUGCUCCACGCUUUCCAACUUCUCUUCAUCGACUGCAACUAUCCCCGUGCAUUUGUUUGGUGGAUUGGCAUGCACGCCGUCAUGUUCUUCUUCUUGUUCAACGAAUUCUACAAAGAAACCUACAAAAAGAGACUUGCGUACCUUGAACACCAAAAAUCAUUACGAAAUGGAACGAAUGUCGCAGCAUCUGGACAGAAUAACUCGAAAAAUCUCACAAACGGUAUGCACAAGUCGUCAUGCUUCCCGGAUCAGAACGUCAACGAGCAAAAGAACGGACACAUCACGCAAAAUGGGCACAACAAGGCGUCCGACUACUACGUCAAGGGUGAUGUACCUGCCGAACUGACACAACGAAAGGUCAAGUGAGGAAAGCGGGAUUGUCGAACAACCAACAACAACAAUAAUAGUUAUAAAUAAGGCAGAAAAACGAAAAAAAAAUUAUGUUAAGAUUGAUUAUUAUUAUAAAUAUUAGCAGCACUGUGUAACUUAUAUAAAGAAAAAAAAAUAUUAUAUAGGGUAACAAAAAAAAAGUGUUUUGUGGAUAAAAAAGUAAAAAAAUCAAUGAACAAUCAAUCAAUUUAAAUUAAAAUACGUAUGAAGGAAAAAAGCAUAAAAAUAAUGAUGAAUAGGUACAAAGAACUGCUACACCUUACAAUUAAAUUUUUCAAAUUGUGUCGUGUGUACUAACAAAAAAAUAGAAUAAAUUGAACAGAAAAUUUAAAAAAAAAAUAGUGAAACCGUACAUCGAACAGUUCUAGAUAUUUUAAUUAACAAAAAAAUGUAAAGUAACUAGAAAUGUGAAUAUUUCAUUAAAAAUUAAAUUUAUUAAGGGAGGGAAGUUCAUUCAGAGAAAACAUCAUGAAAUACAAUUUUUUUAUAAUUUAAAACAAUUUUUAUUUUUUUGUAAAUAUUUUUCCAAUUAUUUUUUUAUUAAUUAAUUUUUUAUUUUAUUUAAUGAUUUUUUUUAUAUUAAAAAUAAUAAAAAUGGGGAUUUUUUUAAUUAUUAAGUUAAGUUCCAACUCAUGCUGAAAUAUUUUCUGUUGUUUAUAAAUAAAUAAAUAAAUU
Molecule: messenger RNA, 2585 nt
Organism: Culicoides brevitarsis
Lineage: Eukaryota; Metazoa; Arthropoda; Insecta; Diptera; Ceratopogonidae
Product: very long chain fatty acid elongase AAEL008004-like
Exons: 13
Coding region: 870-1886 (338 amino acids)
Biological process (GO): sphingolipid biosynthetic process; very long-chain fatty acid biosynthetic process; fatty acid elongation, saturated fatty acid
Cellular component (GO): endoplasmic reticulum membrane
Molecular function (GO): fatty acid elongase activity
Source: RefSeq, a predicted model, not a curated record